UAUCGCUCCCAACAAAUUCAAACCCGUCUCAACCCUUCGACCUCUGAAUCUAGACAUACAUUCAUGUGUGUACAUGCCCGGGCUGCCAGACGUCAGGUUUGCUAAUAAACACGGUUGCAUCUUUGCAUCGUAAAUAAAUCAUCUAGAUCUCCUUCCAAAUCUAGUCGGGUUGGUGAACUCGGUUUCUAGGGUUUGAUCUACGUUUGCGCAGCUCUCGUCUCUGUCGGAAAACAUAUACUUGGGCAUGAAAAAAAUGGCAGAUUCAUUUGGGAAGUUGGGCAUUUGAGUGGUUAGUGUAUUUAUUAGUAAAACCGCGGCCACCUUAUCCAGUCAACCCCCCUGCCCCCAGGUCAAAUUUUGAGUCUAACGGUCUCAAUAAUCAGUUCACCGCCCCAAACCAUCACCAAAAGGCACAAACAACUUCAUCUGUUGAUGAAAGCUCAUUUUGGACUAGCUGUCCUUUCUGUAGUGUGAGAUAUCAGUAUAGACGAGAGAUAGUGUGUAGAGCUGUUCGCUGCCAGAACUGUGCAAAACCAUUCGUUGCAUAAAUAUGAUAUUGGGUCUCAUAGCAUUUCAACUGGUUUUGGUGCACGUCAACCUAGUCAGCAGACUUACAAGCAAAUAGUGGUUCAAAAUCAAGGAUCUGCUAAACCGACUGCAAAUCCAUCCGCAGUUCCUCAGUAUCCCCACCAACAAGCAGGGACACAAAGAGGGAACGCUUCUCAGGUGUUUAAGGAUUUGAGGAGUAAAGAGAAACUUAAGGUCAAUGAAAGUCCACAAGACUCAAGAGUUGAGAGCAAGAAAAGGGGCAGGAAACAAUGUGCAUCUGAAUCAAGUGAGAGUUGUUAUUCAACAAGUAAUGAUGAGUCAGAAGAUUUUGACAUUGAAGAAAAGGAGAGAAGCCCUUCUGGUGUGCAGAGAGUUGGUGUUAAGCGUGACAAUGUGAGGAGAUCAUUUCGGAGAAGGCAGGAUGUUUCAUACAAUGAAACUGAGGAUGAUGAUUUCCAUUCGAAGCAUUCAAAAUCUGUUCCAUACACAGAAGAUGUAGCGCUUCCUGAAAGCCUGCACAAAGGAAAAACGUACUGAUGCAGAUGAUGCCACUGGCUCAACCUCAAAUGGUUCCCAAAAGGUUGAAGUUAUUAUGGAUUGCGAAUCAGAUUCAGAUCUCAAUAAUGUUGAUGAUUCGGUUGAGACAUAUACAUACCCUGAUCCAGAAUUCCAUGAUUUUGACAAGGACAAGGAAGAGAGUUGCUUCGCAGCUGACCAACUGUGGGCUCGUUAUGACACAGCUGAUGGAAUGCCGAGAUUCUAUGCUCACAUAAAAAAGAUAUAUUUCCCUGAAUUCGCCAUACAGUUCAAUUGGCUUGAGAUACAUCCUCAUGACAAGGUUGUUAAUGAUUGGGCUGAUGCCAAAUUACCAGUUGCAUGCGGAAAGUUCAAGCGUUGUAGAAAAUCUGAAAUUGUUUACCAUCGCAAACUUUUUUAAAGCGAAAAGCGGCCAAAAGCGUUGACCUUGAGAUUUGGGCCCUUUUCAGAGGGUGGGAUGUCGGCUGGAGCUCCCAGCCUGAAAAACACCAGCACUUCAAUUAUGAAGUCGUGGAGGUUCUUUCUGAUUAUGUUGAUGAUGUGUGGAUUAGAGUUGGAUACUUGAAUAAGCUGGAUGGAUAUGUCUCUCUCUUUCAGGGUGGGACUGAUUUGUCUGGUUCAUCUUUCUUCAUAAAGCAGAAUGAGAUUUACAGAUUCUCCCACAGAAUUCCCUCUUUCAGAUUGUCUGGAACCGAGAGAGAAGGUAUGCCAGCUGGGGCUUUUGAACUUGACCUUGCUUCUUUACCUGAAAAUCCUGAUGACCUUUGGUAUCCUCUCAAAGGCAUGGUGAGCAGAAGCAGUAAACUGAGGACUCCUAGCAAGGUUGGCACAUGUAGCUCCUCCAUUGACCCCAAAGAAGUUAAUGUUGUUGAGGACUUUGAGAUUGCAAAGGCCAGAAAAUCACCAAGGCCCAUAAAUGUUACCAAGAAGAAAUGAAAAGCAAUCCAUUUAUCUAUUGUAGCCAAGGUUAUCUGUGUGACAUCAGUUCAGAAUUAUAACUCCUUAGAAAUGGCGGUGGUGGUGGUAAGAGUUUGAAACUUAACUCAUCGUGAUCAUGCAAAAUAUGCUUGUUAGACCGAAUGUUAUCUUAUGUUGGGGUUGAUGUGCAGUAAACUGUUUAACUGGUUGGAUUCUAGCUAGCUAGCUAGCUUGCUAGAUAGAUGUAUUAUGUGUAUCAGUGUAUGUCUUAUGCUUUUAGGACAUGUGCUUUUAUUUUCAUGCCUUGUAAUGUCACUAUGGGAAAUUUGAUUUUUAACCCUUAAAAAAAAAUAACACUUGGGUUGUCCAAACAUUUUCC
This is a messenger RNA of Cuscuta europaea, 2383 nucleotides long. The record is from the annotation of a GenBank genome assembly. NCBI's taxonomy places the organism in Eukaryota, Viridiplantae, Streptophyta, Magnoliopsida, Solanales, Convolvulaceae.